AUGAUCGCUGCUGAUACCUCCUACUUUAACGGCACCGAGCUGCCCCAGGGCGACUCGCCAGACCUGGUGCUGGUCCCCGCCACCCCAAGGGAGAGGAUUGAAUCCAUUCGACUGAACAGCAAAGCAUGGAAGGGCCGUCUGGACCUUGACACGUACAUCACACGAGAGAAUCACCUGCUGCAACAACCGCUGACCAAGGAUGGCCUGACCUGCUGGAUCUUGGUCGAUCGCAGAGAGCCGGAAGAGCACAGAACCAUCCUGAGUUCUUGCGAAACAUACAAGAAAAAAGCCAUACUGGCGUAUGCUGGCAAAGCCGAGGACGUAUCCACUCAUGGCGUUGGAAGUGUGUAUUGCCGCCCCGACUUCAGAGGCAAAGGAUACGCCAAGAGAAUGAUGCAGGAGUUGAUCAACAAGAUCGAGACCUGGAAGAUGGAAACCGAGACCAGGAAGUGUUGUCUGUUCACCAUCUUAUUUUCUGACAUCGGAAAAGAUUUCUAUGCCCAAUUCGGCUGGCAGCCGUUCACAUCGUCUCACUUUGCACUGUCGCCACUGUCCGAAGAAGAAUAUGCCUCUGCAAAUGCCAGGGCCAGCUUGCCAAAGGCACGAACAUUGAGCCCGGAGGACGUCCGCAAAAUCAUGUGUAACGAGACGGUUUUGCAAAAGGAGCGUGAGCUGUUGAGAGAGGCCUCCGAGCAGUCAUCCGUCCCGAAGAUCGCUAUUGCGCCCAACUUCGAGCACUUCGAAUGGCACUGGGCGAGGGAAGAAUUUUAUGCCGAGAGAUUCUACUCCGACCAAGAAGUACCUCGCGCGAAGGGUGCCGGGGAGGACAGCGCAGGGGUGUACUGUGCCUGGAACAGAAAUUUUGGUGAGACGCCUGAGGAAAACACCCUAUACAUCCUGCGGUGGGUGUACGAUGAGCCGACCUCGCCAGAACAGGCCGAGAAAAUCGUGAGAGCCAUGGCAGCAGUCCUGCGCCGGGCUCAACUCGAGGCACAUAGGUGGAACAUGGCAACGAUUGAGUUUUGGAACCCAACCCCGCUGCUGGAGAAGGCGGUUGCUGUGCUGCAUCCCAACGCCGAGCUUGUCCACCGGCAGAAGAGCAGCAUUGCAUGUCUGAGAUGGACAGGUUCCGAACACGGCAUGGGCGCGAACGUGGAUUGGCAUUUGAACGAGAAAUAUGCCUGGUGCUGA
Molecule: messenger RNA, 1191 nt
Organism: Aspergillus sclerotioniger CBS 115572
Lineage: Eukaryota; Fungi; Ascomycota; Eurotiomycetes; Eurotiales; Aspergillaceae
Exons: 1
Coding region: 1-1191 (396 amino acids)
Molecular function (GO): acyltransferase activity, transferring groups other than amino-acyl groups
Source: RefSeq, a predicted model, not a curated record